Alosa sapidissima (American shad) is the source of this 1750-nucleotide messenger RNA. RefSeq names its product NIF3 NGG1 interacting factor 3-like 1 (S. cerevisiae) (gene nif3l1). The transcript is spliced from 7 exons. The record is from RefSeq and is a predicted model, not a curated record. Lineage: Eukaryota; Metazoa; Chordata; Actinopteri; Clupeiformes; Clupeidae. The coding region runs from base 155 to 1501 and encodes 448 amino acids. Gene Ontology annotation, cellular component: mitochondrion; cytoplasm.
UACUGACAGCUGAACACUGUAACUUGAGGUAUAUGAGGUGGAAGUGCUGGUUUAUGUGCUUGAAUAAGUUUCUAUAGACCCGAUAUUCUAAACUAACACACUAAUUCCGUUUGUCUUUUACGACGUGCAGUGUGAAGGUUCCUCCAUCAUCCUCAUGUUCUCUGGAUGUAGAACAGUUCUACGUGCUGGAAGAGUGUUUCUGUUGUCCUGCCCAUUGAUCCCCUACAGCCCAGUCCACAUCCAGAGUUCUCAGGCCUUCUCAACCUCAUCUUUCCAUCGAUUCUCCUCUUUGUUCCCCCAUCACACACUUUCCUCUGGACGUCUGUAUCCCUCUCUUCACUCUUCAUCUCCCCUCUCUCCCUCUUCACACCAUUGUCUUCCUCUCUCAUUCACCAGAACCCCUCAUCUCUCUCUACUCACUCAUUCCAUCUCUUCUUCUGUCUGUUCCUCCGGAGUGAUGGAUCUAAAGGAGGUGCUGAAUGUGUUGGAGCAGCUUGCUCCUCUCUCAUUGGCCGAAUCAUGGGAUAACGUCGGCCUAUUGGUGGAGCCCAGCAAACCCCGUCCAAUCAAAACCAUCCUGCUGACCAAUGACCUCACAAUGCCCGUCAUGGACGAGGCGGAGGCCAUGGGGUGCGACCUCAUCAUCUCCUACCACCCGCCACUCUUCCGGCCAAUCAAGCGCUUGGUGCAGAAGGACUGGAAGCAGCGAUUGGCUGUGAGAGCAGUGGAGGGCGGGAUGGGCGUGUACUCACCUCACACCUCAUGGGACAGCGUCAAGGGCGGCGUCAAUGAUUGGCUAGUCGGAGGAAUGGGCAGUGGGAGUGUGUGUGUGCUGAGUCAGGCUCUCUCUAGCGCCCCCCAGAGGCACAAGCUGGAGUUCAGCGUGAGGAACCAGGAGCUGCUCAACACCAUUAUGGCCGGCCUGAAGGAGACGGAGGCAAGCCACCUGCUCCAGCACACCACUGUUAGGUCAGAGCCUGAGGGGUACCAUGUGAGUGUGACCUGUGCUGGCUCAGCACUGACCCCUUGUGUUCAGACGCUGGUAGGACACGCAGCAGUGACCCAGAGCCUGAGCAUCACCCAGCUGCAGCAGACGCCCCUCCUGGGCUGUGGGCAGGGACGGCUGUGCGUCCUGGACGAGCCGGUAACCGUGACGGUGGCGUGUCAGAAGAUGAAAGCUCACUUGGGUCUGUCACACCUGAGGCUCGCACUGGGACACCAGAGAAGCACAGAGUCCUCUGUGAGCACAGUGGCAGUGUGUGCAGGGUCAGGAGCAUCUGUCUUACAGGGAGUUAAAGCAGACCUCUACAUCACAGGUGAGAUGUCCCAUCAUGAGGUCCUGGAUGCUGUGGCCAGUGGAACCAGUGUGAUCCUCAGUGACCAUAGCAACAGCGAGCGUGGCUUCCUGGCAGUGUUCAAAGAGAAACUGACCGUCCGCUUGCCAGAGUCUGUAACCGUGGCGAUCUCCAAGAGUGACAGAGACCCGCUGGAAGUGGUUUGACCAAUCAGAGCUUGACCUGAUAACACCAGAGGGAGGGAAUGGACCUAGUUCAAACAUUUCCACAUCAAAUGUUGAAAUGUUGUCAAAUGAUAUCUACGAAUUCUUCAGGGACAGUGGCUUUCUUUUCCAAAGACAUGACAUGAAGGACUGAAGACUCCGACAUGUUUGCUGUGUGUACCUGUACCUGUAUGCGUGUGUUCUGUGUGUACCUGUAUGUUAUGCAGUAUACUAAUAAACUAGUGGUUGUGA